AUGUUCCCUCAAAACCGGCCCCCGGCCCACCUGCAGGCCCCCUCUGCCGCUUCAGCCCCCUUGGCUGCCAGUGCCAUCCCCGCCACCUCGCAGUCGCUGAAGCUUACUUACCCGGAGACCUUGGACCGGAUCAAGGAGGAAUUCCAAUUCCUGCAAAAUCAAUACCACAGCUUGAAGUUAGAAUGUGAAAAGCUGGCAACGGAAAAAACAGAAAUCCAGCGUCAUUAUGUCAUGUACUACGAGAUGUCCUACGGCCUCAACAUCGAGAUGCACAAGCAGACGGAGAUCGCCAAGCGGCUCAACGUGAUCUGUGCCCAGCUCAUCCCGUUCCUGUCUCAGGAGCACCAGCAGCAGGUGGUCCAGGCCGUGGAGCGGGCGAAGCAGGUGACUAUGACCGACCUGAACGUGGCGAUUGGGGUACGGCGCCCCUCUGCCCCAGCUGGCCAGGCCGUGCUGGGUCCCUGCGCAUGCCUGCCAAAUGGGCCCCGUGCGCGAGCCAUCUCCGACUACCUCAGCAGCAGCAAGAAGAGGAAGGUGGAGGACAAGGACUUCGCCACCGACUACGGCAGCGAUGCAGACAAGAGCGAGGACAACCUCGUGGUGGAUGAGGACCCUGCGUCCCCGCGCAGCGUCCACUCCUACUCGUCCCGGGAGAACGGGGCGGAGAAGGCGGCGCUGGGGAGGAAGGAGGCGGUUCCGCUGAGCCCCACGUCCAUGGCAUCGUCCAGCAGCGCAUCGCCCUCCCGUAGCCGCGAUGCGCCGGCGGGGCUGGCGGUCGGCAUGGAGAGCAGCAACGUGGAGAUCCUGCACGUGAGCAAGCCCGACAAGUACCAGCUGCACCUGCACGAGAGCUGCGUCCUGUCCCUCAAGUUCGCCUCCUGCGGGAAGUGGUUUGUGAGCACGGGCAAGGACAACCUGCUCAACGCCUGGCGUACACCCUACGGCGCCAGCAUCUUCCAGUCCAAGGAAUCUUCCUCCGUUCUCAGCUGUGAUGUCUCCACCGACGACCAGUUCAUCGUCACGGGCUCUGGGGACAAGAAGGCCACAGUCUACGAGGUCAUUUACUGA
Messenger RNA from Tinamus guttatus (white-throated tinamou), 1068 nucleotides. Lineage: Eukaryota; Metazoa; Chordata; Aves; Tinamiformes; Tinamidae. The record is from RefSeq and is a predicted model, not a curated record.